This is a messenger RNA of Nerophis lumbriciformis (worm pipefish), 3497 nucleotides long. RefSeq names its product short transient receptor potential channel 7-like. Gene Ontology annotation, cellular component: plasma membrane; cation channel complex. NCBI's taxonomy places the organism in Eukaryota, Metazoa, Chordata, Actinopteri, Syngnathiformes, Syngnathidae. Gene Ontology annotation, biological process: single fertilization; calcium ion transmembrane transport; regulation of cytosolic calcium ion concentration. The record is from RefSeq and is a predicted model, not a curated record. Gene Ontology annotation, molecular function: store-operated calcium channel activity; inositol 1,4,5 trisphosphate binding.
AUGGCGGACGGGUUUCGUCGUCCAGACCCAGUCGUCUUCAACGACAAUGUCGCGGAGAACUGGCGCAUUUUUGAGCAAGAAUAUGACAUUUUCAUUGCUGCUGCUCACUCGGACAAGCCCGCGAAGAUCCGCGCAUACUUCCUAUUAAACCUCGCUGGUCCAGAAGCGAUCGAGAGGGAGCGCUCGUUUGCGUACGUGCCAGAGGUGCGUGCCGCCUGCGCGGGCGGUGCUAUUCUCGCUCCUGCGGAGUCGCGGGAAGAUCCCGAGUGCCUGAAGAGGAAGUUCAGAGAAAUGUGCAAUCCGCGAACGAUCAAAACAUUGGAAAGGCACAAGUUCCAUUCGAGAAUUCAAAAGCAUGGGGAGAGCAUGGAAUCAUUCAUCAGUGAUUUGAAGAUUAAAGCCAAAACAUGUCAAUUUGGAGAUCUAACUGAUGAACUCAUAUGUGACAAAAUUGUGUGUGGCAUCACAAACGACUCUCUGAGAAAGACAUUACUGAGGGACAGUGAAUUGACUCUUGCCAAGGCAAUCUCAAUCUGCCGUAUUCACGAAAUGAAAGUGGAUACAGUCCAGUUGAGUCCCAAUGUGCACCAUGUCACCACAGAGAACACUGGAGAGUUCAGCGCACGGAUCCUCACACAAUACCAAGAUAUCUUCAGUGAAGAGCUCGGAGAACUACCAGUUGUUUACACAAUGACAGUGGACCCCAAUGUGCCGCCUGUUGUAAGGCCGGCCCACCGCAUCCCCGUGGCGAUGCAAGAUUGUGUGAAAGCUGAACUUGAACGCAUGGAACGCAUAGGCGUUAUUACUUCAGUCAGCGAACCAACAGAUUGGGUGUCAUCCAUGGUCGCUGCGCACAAGAAAGGCAAAUCAGAAAUCAGAUUAUGCAUCAACCCCAAAGAUUUAAAUGAAGCACUAAAACGGCCCCACCACCCCAUGAGAAGUGUGGAGGAGGUAGCAGCACAAAUGUCAGGUGCAACAGUGUUUUCGGUGCUAGACGCAAAAAAUUCAUUCUGGCAGAUCCGCCUGGACAAGAAGUCCUCAAUGAAGACAACAUUCAGUACUCCUUUUGGACGUUACAGAUUCUUUCGCAUGCCUUUCGGUAUUAACUCUGCAAGCGAGGUAUUCCAGCGCACAAUGGAUCAACUCUUUGCUGGGUAUCCAUGCUCAGUCAUUGUCGAUGACAUCAUCAUCGGAGGUCGUGAUGUGGCGGAGCACGACGCCAACCUAAAAAAAGUGCUUGAACGUGUGAAGGAAAUAAACCUCAAACUCAACCCGCAGAAAUGCAAGUGGUGCAGUGAGGGCGGAGCCAUCAUGAUGCAGCAGGACCCGUCCAAACCUUUGAGACCUGCAACCCGGCAGGGGUCCGCCCUUAUGUGCCCCGCCUACUCCAGCCUCUCCGUGAGCGAGGAGGUCUUCCUGGAGGAGGUGGUGCGCGCCAACGUUCCUCUGCUGAGGCGCAUGCUGGUGGAGCCGCCCCACCUCCACGCCGACCUGGCGGACCAGAAUGCUUUGCAGCUGGAGGUCACCAAGCUCCUCCUGGAGAAGAAGGAGCUGAUGAGUCAGGUGGACUUGGACCUCUUGUCCCGUGACAUCAUCCUGGCUUCUCAGCGCCACGACUACCAGAUGGUCCACCUGCUUCUGGCCAGGGGGGCCCGGAUCCAGCGCCCGCACCCCCACCUGUGCCAGUGCAGCACCUGUGGCCAGCACCUGGACCCCUUCACACACUCGCUGUCCCGCAUCCACGCCUACCAAGGUCUCGCCAGUCCGGCUUACCUGGCCCUGUCCCACCCAGACCCUGUCAUGGCGGCGCUGGACCUGAUCCAGCAGCUGGCGCUCUUGGCCCACACCGAGGUGGAGCUUAAGAAGGACUACCAGAACCUGUGGUCCCAGUGCCAAGACUUCCUGGUGGCCCUGCUGGACCUGUGUCAGACCACGGAGGAGGUCCAGGCCGUGGUACACGGUCCCUCUCAGGACCUCAGCAGGUUGAAACUGGCCCUCAAGUACCAAGUCAAGAAGUUCCUGGCCCACCCCAACUGUCAGCAGCAGCUCUUGUCCAUCUGGUACCAGAACUGGUCUGGACUCCGCCAGCAGACCACGGCGGUGAAGGUCCUGCUGGUUCUGGGGGUCUCCUUGGGCUUGCCUCUUCUGGCCUUGGUGUCCUGGAUUGCACCGUCCAGCAAGUUAGGCAAGAUCCUGUGUGGACCUUUCCUGAGGUUUGUGGCCCACGCCGCCUCCUUUGUGGUCUUCCUGUGCCUGCUGGUCCUGAACGCGGCCGAGCGCCUCCAGGUGGCGCCCAACACCAGCACCUCACAGCUGCUUCGCAUGAAGACCACUCCCUUCACCUGGGUGGAGGUCUUCAUCAUCACAUGGGUUCUAGGGAAGAUCUGGGAAGACUGCAAGAAGGUUUGGUCCCAGGACCUCAGGGAGUACGUCUCAGAACCUUGGAACCUUCUGGACUUCACCAUGGUGGCCCUCUUCACCAGCUCCUUCACGGCUCGACUGAUGGCCUUCUGGCACGCGUACGCCGCCCAGCGCUACGUGGACCAGCACCACACCCACCUGCCCUCCCACAUCCAGUACUUCCAGCUGGCUCGGGCCGACUGGGCGCCGUCGGACCCGCAGCUCAUUUCCGAGGGCCUUUAUGCCGUGGCCGUGGUGCUGAGCUUCUGGCGCGUGGCCUACGUCCUGCCCGCCAACCAUAACUUUGGACCCCUGCAGGUUUCUCUGGGGAGAACUUUGAAGGACAUUUUCAAGUUCCUGGUGAUCUUCAUCACCGUGUUUGUGGCCUUCAUGGUGGGACUCUUCAACCUGUACUCCAACUACCUGGGCGCCAAGCACAACCCGGCCUUCACCACGCUGGAGGAAAGUUUUAAAACUCUCUUCUGGGCCAUCUUCGGCCUGUCGGAGGUGAAGUCUGUGGUGAUGGACGUGGAGCACAAGUUCAUCGAGGACAUCGGCUACUUCCUGUACGGACUCUACAACGUGGUCAUGGUGGUCGUGUUGCUCAACGUGCUCAUUGCCAUGUUCAACAGCUCCUUCCAGCAGAUCCAGGGUGACUGUGACGUGGAGUGGUUAUUCGCCAGGUCCAAACUGUGGUUGUCCUACUUUGAGCCCGUCAGUUCACUGCCUGUGCCCUUCAACCUGCUCCCACGUGUGGGCUUCCUGCGGGGAGUCAAAGUGUGUCCCUGGCAGAAGGACGGAGAUGAAAUGUUGAGUCAACAGGAGGAUACCAGCAAGGACACGCCCCUUUGUCCCACACACCAUCAGAAGAUCAUGAAGCGCCUCAUCAAGAGACACAUCCUCAAAGCACAGCAAGAUAGAGAAAACCACCAAGGGAGUGAAGGUGAGCUGAAGGAGAUCAAGCAGGACAUCUCCAGUCUUGGCCAGGAGCUGCUGGAGGCCAGCAAGCAGGAAGUGAGCGUCCUGGCGGAGGUCAUCAGCCACCUGGGUGAGGUGUGACCAGGGACACUUCAUUAGGUACACGUCCCUUUUCAAAA